This is a messenger RNA of Parnassius mnemosyne (clouded apollo), 2919 nucleotides long. The record is from the annotation of a GenBank genome assembly. NCBI's taxonomy places the organism in Eukaryota, Metazoa, Arthropoda, Insecta, Lepidoptera, Papilionidae.
AUGGUCAGUACAAGACGGACCGGGCGCGCGAUCGGUUGUGACGGCGAGCGGCGCGCGGGCAGUAAGGGCGAGGUCAGGAUGCGUGGCAGAGCAUCCAGGAUAGCAGCAGCAACGCCCACCGGGCCGAGGGUAUCAACAUCGGUGCUGGAUGAUCGACGACGACACCAGCGCGAGUGUCGCGCGUGCGGUAAUGCACACGAUGUAGUGACCUGCAAGUUUGCUCGCUACGUGUGUCGAGUGUGCAAUAAACAAGGGCAUUUACAAAGGAUAUGUCCUUAUCUAGCAGGACAACACAGCCUCAACGUGGUGCAGAGUGAGACUGACAGUUUAUUAAACAGUGAAGGAAGUGACGAGGUAAUGGUUUGCAUUAAUCAAUUAAGCGUUAGUCAUUACAAACCAUUGUUUAUAUCAUUAACAGUACACGGUAGGGAUGUUCAAAUGGAAUGUGAUACAGGCAGUGCCGUUUCAUGUAUUAGCUACGAGUUAUAUAAACAACAAUUCAGUAACCUAAAACUGAAUAUGUGUCCUUUGUUGCUAAGGUACUAUACGGGUGAACAAGUGAAACCUGUAGGUGUGAUAAGGCCUUUAGUAAAGUACAAAGAUAAAGAAAAGCAUCUCGAUUUAUAUGUUAUUAAAAAUGGUAAAAGUAUAUUGUUAGGCAGACAAUGGUUGGCAGAACUCAAUAUACAGUUACCCCCAUUUGGAAGCUUAAACUGUUUAUCGAAUGAUGUUUUUAACUUAAACGAUUUCAGUUCCAGAUAUUGUAAGGUGUUCGCGGACGGCCUGGGACGGUUCACUGGGCCGCCGGUGAGCAUCCGUGUGCGGGAGGGAGCGCAGCCCGUGUUCAUGCGAGCACGUCCGCUGGCUUAUGCGUUGCGUGCACCCGUGGAGCGCGCACUCGAGCAGCUGGUGGCGGACGGUAUUCUCACACCCGUCGACCGCUCCGACUGGGCGACUCCCAUUGUGCCCGUAGUGAAAAAAGACGGUAACAUUAGGAUUUGCGCCGAUUAUAAGUUAACUUUAAAUAAAGUUAUAGAAGUCGACCGUUAUCCUUUGCCUAGAGUAGAAGACUUACUGGUACGUUUACAAGGGGGGCAGAGGUUCAGUAAAAUUGACCUUUCACAAGCUUACGCACAAUUUGUACUUGACGAAUCUGCCAAAUAUACGGUGAUCAACACACAUAAAGGUUUGUUUAGGUAUAACCGCUUAGUAUACGGCUUAUCAUCAAGCCCUGGCAUUUUUCAAAAACAUUUAGAGCUAUUAUUUAAUCUACCGUAUGUAGGCGUAUUUUUGGACGAUAUAAUUAUUACAGGGCGCAACACAGAGGAGCAUAUUAGUAAUUUACAUAAAGUAUUUGACCGUUUGCAGUCGUACGGACUUCGAGUUAAAAAGGAAAAGUGUGUAUUUUUUGCUGAAUCAGUCAAUUACUUAGGUUAUGUAAUUAGUAAGGAUGGUAUUCACACUUGUCCGGAUAAGAUUAAGGCAAUAGUAGACACUCCCGUUCCUACGAACGUAGAAAUUACUUAUAUUAACUUCGUUGAAAAUUUUUUACCGGUUACUAAUGAGGAUGUUACGAAGGCGACUUCAAAGGAUAUUAUUCUUAGUAGAAUUUUCGCCUAUAUCAAAUCGGGUUGGCCGACAGUUUGCCCUGGUGAAGAGGUUAAACCUUAUUUUGUUAGGCGCAAUGAACUAUAUUUAGAUAACGGGUCGAUUAUGUGGGGGUAUAGAAUGGUAAUACCUUCAUAUUUACGUCCAAUUAUUUUAAAACAACUACACAGCAGCCACAUGGGUAUUGUGAAAACUAAGGGGCUGGCACGGAGUUAUGUGUGGUGGCCGAACAAAGAUGCGGAUGUGGAAGCGCUAUGCCGAAGCUGCGAGACCUGCGCCUCUGAGGCGGACGCCCCGCCGCGCGCGCCUCCUAACCCCUGGCCCUACUUGCCUCCCUGGUCUAGAGUUCACAUAGACUUCCUAGGACCGUAUAAAGGUAAAACUUAUUUAGUUCUAAUAGAUUCGAGCUCGAAAUGGCUUGAAAUUAUUGAAGUAGCGCGAACGAAUGCGACUUCCAUUGUUACGGUGCUGAGGUCAAUAUUUGCAAAAUUCGGUUUGCCCUUAGAACUAGUGUCUGACCAGGGACCGCCUUUCACAAGUAUUGAAUUUAAAAGUUUUUUGAAAAAUAAUGGCAUUCAGCAAAGGUUUUCACCGGCGUACCACCCUGCAUCUAAUGGGGCAGCGGAAAAUGCUGUUAAGCUGUGUAAGAGGGCAAUUAAAAAGGCUUAUAGGGAUGACGUAGAUAUUGAUACCGCCCUACAAACCUUUUUACUAAGCUAUCGCAACAGUAAGCAAAGCACCACGGGUGAGAGCCCAGCGAUGCUGCUGCAGCGACGUUCCUUGCGUUCACGGUUGGAUUUACUUCGCGGUGGGUACGUGGUGCAAGCGCGUGUGCUCGAUGCUCAGCAGCGUCAAGUCGAAUAUGCGGGUGGUGUUCCGCGUAAUUUCUCUUUGGGAGACACCGUCUGGAGUAGGGACUACGGCACCCGGGAUAAAUGGGUCAAGGGCACGGUAGCCCAGAAAGAAGGUUCUGGAAGAUACGUUCUCGACAAUGGUGACGGUCGACUUAUUAAAAGACAUAUUGAUCAAAUAAGACGUAGGUCGCGCUUAUCCGAUGUUACCUGUCCAGAUAUCACUAAUGAGGUCGAUGAAAAGGAUGAGGAGGAGUUUGCAGAUGCGUCUUCAGAGUUGCAAACGAAGGUCGCGGUUUCGGCUGGAAAAGAUGACGUGGAUACCGAGCACGUGGCAGAUACGCAAUGUCCCAGCGAGACUGUACCAGGCCCCGCCACUCCUCCACAACCACAGCCACCGUCGCGGCCAGUGACCCGUUCCAGGCGAAUCCGAAAACCCGUAAUUAAAUUCCAAUGUUAG